Messenger RNA from Zychaea mexicana, 1932 nucleotides. RefSeq names its product major facilitator superfamily domain-containing protein. Gene Ontology annotation, molecular function: basic amino acid transmembrane transporter activity. Gene Ontology annotation, biological process: transmembrane transport; basic amino acid transport. NCBI's taxonomy places the organism in Eukaryota, Fungi, Mucoromycota, Mucoromycetes, Mucorales, Lichtheimiaceae. The record is from RefSeq and is a predicted model, not a curated record. Gene Ontology annotation, cellular component: fungal-type vacuole membrane. The transcript has 10 exons. Bases 70 to 1755 code for a protein of 561 amino acids.
UCUUUCUUUGUUGAGAAAAAAUAAAUUAACCUUCUUUUUCUACAACUUUCUUGUUCCCGUUAGUAUACCAUGAGCAGUGGCAGUGGGGAGACUGCACCGUUGCUCAGCAACAGAUCCGUGUCCAACAGAACCUAUGUGGAGGAUAAUGACGACAUCAGCGUCGUAUCGUCAAGCUCGUCUUCGACCGAAAACAGCGCCAAAGCGAAAAUGGACGACUUGGUAUCCAAAAGACUGAACGGUGCCCAUCUUUUUGUAAUUCUCAUAGGCUUAUGGAUAGGUGUAUUCUUAUCGUCGCUCGACUCGAGCAUUGUCGCAACAAUUUACCCAGAAAUCGGCACACAGUUCAAGCAAUCAAAUCAAAUUAUCUGGGUUGCUACCGCUUACAUGUUGAGCUAUACUGCAUUACAACCACUAUAUGGACGAAUUUCGGAUGCGUUUGGUCGUAAAAACGCUCUCGUGUUUGCCGCUUUAAUUUUCUUCAUUGGUUCCUUCUUCUGUGGAGCUGCCAACAGCUUGUGGACUUUGGUCAUCGCACGCGGUGUGGCUGGCAUUGGUGGUGGUGGUCUCAAUACGAUGUCAGCAGUGAUUACUUCGGAUUUGGUAUCAUUGCGGGAAAGAGGCAAAUUCCAGGGUUAUGCAAACAUUGCAUAUGGCUUGGGAUCUGUUAUCGGUGCCCCAUUAGGUGGCUUUAUUACGGAUACCAUUGGCUGGCGCUAUUGCUUCUAUAUCAAUCUACCAAUUCUUUUGAUGACACUUUACGUAUCCGUCGGAAUCUUGACAAACUACAAUUUGAAGGAACAGGAAGAAGAAUCAACAUUAUGGGAACGGUUUAAGAAGAUCGACUAUGCAGGUGCCAUUACUGUAGUGCUGUCUGUGGUUUGCUUUAUGCUGGCAACUUCUUGGGGAGGCAACACGAAAGCCUGGUCUGAUCCACUUGUUAUUGGUACGCUGAGUGGAAGCGUUGUGUUUGCUAUUGCAUUCUGCAUCAUCGAAGCUAAAGUUGCCAAAUUCCCUAUCAUGCCAUGGCAUAUCGUGUCUAACCGAACGGCGUUCGCAAGUGCGCUAACGAACCUUUUCGGUAUUACCUGCAGCUAUGGAACGACCUUCACUACGCCCCUUUUCUUCCAGGGUCUUUUGGGAUAUACCCCCUCACAAGCUGGCUUGUUCUUCAUUCCCAAAGUCAUUGCAAUGUCUGCUGGUUCACUGACAUCCGGUUUCUACAUGUCACACACUGGUGAAUAUCGUCGGUACUUGUUGUGUGCAUCCGCAUUAGCACUUGUUUCCAUGAUUUGCUACUCGCAGUGGCAGCCAACAACGUCAUAUUACUUUAUCAUUCCAACUCUCAUGAUGGAUGGCUUCGCAUCUGGAUCUAUCAUCACUUCGGCCUUGAUUGCUAUGUUAUCAUGCGUGGAGCAGCAUGAAAUGGCAACGAUCACAUCCAUUUCGUAUCUGUUCCGAUCUGCUGGCGGCGUGAUAGGUAUCUCGGCAACGUCCGCUAUUUUCCAAGGCGUUGUCAAACAUAUUCUUAGCGAAAAGAUUACCGGUCCAGAUGCAGACAAGAUUAUCGACAUUGCACGCAAAUCAAUGACCGACAUCCGCCACCUUCUACCGGAUGAUGCUUUGGAAGUUGUGCUAGGAGCAUACCAAACUGCUUUGAAAGGCUCAUUCUUUUUCUGCGUUGUUGUAUCCUUGUUAGGUUUUAUUGCUUGCUCAUUUAUCAAGCAGAAUCACCUUGAAAGCAAGGUUAGAAAAUAGAUCAGCAGUACCUUUUCGCUUUUUCAUGCUUGCACUUGUAUUGUAUAUACCUAGAUAAAAGAAUACACAAUGUAGAUUGUGUAAUUAUAUGUUACAAUAUGUAUGAACCACUUUCUUUCAAUUUCUUCGAUUUUUUUUUCGUAUGGACACACACCUUUUUUAUCUGCGGGAUUCGGG